Molecule: messenger RNA, 1229 nt
Organism: Silurus meridionalis
Lineage: Eukaryota; Metazoa; Chordata; Actinopteri; Siluriformes; Siluridae
Product: cilia- and flagella-associated protein 251
Exons: 6
Coding region: 129-1070 (313 amino acids)
Source: RefSeq, a predicted model, not a curated record
GUCACUCCAAUCUGGCAACCUGGUGUUCAGGCUCCCCGGACACGGUGUUCGGCUUCAGGUCGCUCCUCUGAAUCCGGUUUAAGGAUCCUGAAUUAAACAGCGGACUGAAUCCCAGGUUUUAAUGCAUCAUGCUUCUGAUUUUACCUGCGUUUUUCUGCAUUUUAACCCGAGUCGGAAGUCUGCCCGUGUCGGACGUGAAGGGCAGCAGUUGUCUGGAGGAUGCGAGCAUGAGGACGGGUGGGCACUGGCCCCCCGCAGGCUGUGACGGACAGGUGACAGAUGACACCUUGACCCCUGAAGAGCGGCAUCAGGGUCUGCUGAGGGAGCUACAGGAGCUGGUUGAAAACGAGCUCAAGAGAGAGAAUGAAUACACUCGAGAAACCGAGGAGUACGACCUGAACAUGGGUGACCAGGAGGACAAGAAAGAAGUGAGACAGAGGGAUGAAGUUGGGAUGAAGGACAAGAAACAGGAGGAUGAAGAACCAGAACAGGAGGAGGAGGAGAGCGCUCGAGAACUGGAGGAACUGCUGGCUGAAGAGAUCCGAAAGAAAGAAGCGGGGAAAAAUGAUGACACGGAGCUGGAGGAGCUGAGAAGGAAGGAGGAGGAGGAGUCUGAAAAUGAUGAGGAGGAGGAGAGGAGGAAGAACGAGGCCGAGCUGACGGCGGAGAAGGAGAAGGUGGAGCGCGAGCUCAAGGCGCUGACGAGUGACGAGACGAAGGUAAAGGAGAGGCAGGAGAAGGAGGAGGAGCUUCAGGAGCUGCUGCAGAAGAUGGAACGAGCCAAGGAGGAAGAGGAGGAGGAAGGACCAACGGAGGGAGAGAGGGGAAAGGAGGAAUACACAACGCCCGAGACUAAAGAGCUGCAGCAGAAGAGGGAGAUGGAGAAAGCGAGCGACGAGAGGACACGCCAGUUCGAGAAGGAGCGAUACAGUGAUGAUGAGGAGGAUGAGGAGGAGGAAGGCGGAGAUGAAGACGAGGAGGAGGAGCAAGACGAAUCCGAGGAGCUGUUGGAGAUUGAAUCCCAGUUGAGGAGAGUGGCGGCCGAGCUGAGGAAACUGCACCGGGGCUAAAAACACACUCAGAUGACACACACAUGACACACACACACACACACAUGACACACACACACACACACUCACGCGUUAUGACAUUAACGGAAUUCCCUUCACCCUACACAGAAACACACUUCAUCACUCACAGUCCAGGUCAUAACGCUGACUCUGCACUAA